AUGGAAGAAUAUUCACGUGAACCUUGUCCGUACCGUAUUGGAGAUGAUAUGGGUAGUGGUUUUACAAUGGGUUUGAUUGGUGGUUCUAUAUUUCAUUCAAUAUCUGGUUUCAGAAAGGCAACAGAUCGACAUAAAUUUGAAUCUGCAAUACAAAAUGUUCGUAAAAAGGCAUCUCUAACUGGUGUUCAGUUUGCAGCAUGGGGUGGUAUGUUUAGUGUUUGUGAUUGUACAUUAGCAGCAAUUAGAAAAAAGGAAGAUCCCUUUAAUACAAUUGCAUCAGGUGGUUUAACAGGAGCACUUCUUUCAUGUCGUUCUGGUCCAGCAAUUAUGGCUUCAUCAGCUUUUCUUGGAGCAGCAGUGUUGGCAAUGAUUGAAGGAGUUGGAGUGGUUAUUUCAUGGUAUGCAGGACAGAUGCACGACCCAACAAUUAUGCACCCUCAAGCAGAAGAAGUUUUAUAA
This is a messenger RNA of Strongyloides ratti, 459 nucleotides long. Its product is annotated as Mitochondrial inner membrane translocase subunit Tim17/Tim22/Tim23/peroxisomal protein PMP24 family-containing protein. The transcript has 3 exons. NCBI's taxonomy places the organism in Eukaryota, Metazoa, Nematoda, Chromadorea, Rhabditida, Strongyloididae. The record is from RefSeq and is a predicted model, not a curated record. The coding region runs from base 1 to 459 and encodes 152 amino acids. Gene Ontology annotation, cellular component: mitochondrial inner membrane; TIM23 mitochondrial import inner membrane translocase complex. Gene Ontology annotation, molecular function: transmembrane protein transporter activity. Gene Ontology annotation, biological process: protein import into mitochondrial matrix.